Cherax quadricarinatus is the source of this 2415-nucleotide messenger RNA. NCBI's taxonomy places the organism in Eukaryota, Metazoa, Arthropoda, Malacostraca, Decapoda, Parastacidae. The record is from RefSeq and is a predicted model, not a curated record.
AUGGCCUUGAAAAAAGACUUCAGUGAUCGUCAGCUUUCACUACCCCCCGAUCUCUUAUCUUCCCAGCGGGUCACUCCCCCUCUCAUCACUGCCGCUACUGAAAGUCACUCCCUCUUCCGCCACUCUUCACUGCCCUACGAAAGUCACUCUCCCUAUCCAAAGCUUACUCCUACCUGCUUAAAGCUAGAGAUCCUGCCUCCGUUCGAGCUUGCUCGUGCUUGGCAAGGCACGUCGAGCCAGCCACCCGGGCAUCAUCAACAUCACUCUAUAUGGGAGAGAGCCCAGCCGGCCACAGUAGACCCUACUUUCACAGAGGCCGUGGCCAACCAGACUGUUGUAGUUGGCCGUGACGGCACGCUCCGGUGCUCCGUAGAGAACCUCGGUAACUUUAAGAUCGCGUGGAUGAAGGCGGACACACAGACGCUCCUGAGCAUCUCCAACACAAUGAUCUCCCGCAACUACCGCAUCCGCGUCUCCCACAGCGACAACAGCACGUGGUUCCUGCACCUGGACGCUGUCAGCCUAGCUGACCGUGGCUACUAUCUCUGUCAGAUCAACACAGUGCCCCCAAUCUCCAGGCAGGGCUACCUCGAAGUUGUCGUGCCACCCAACAUCCUGGAUGAGGAGACCAGCACUGACGUGGAGGUGAACGAAGACUCUCCUGCGCUGCUGCGCUGCGGAGCUGAGGGCUACCCAGCCCCGGAGAUACGCUUCAAGAGAGAGGAUGGUCUGAGCAUUCGUUAUGCUGCCAAGGGAAGAGACGGUGCUGUUGCGUCGAACGAGACGAGGAGCGUGGGCGGGGUGGAGAAGACCGUGGGUGUGCUCUCCUUCAGGACUGUCACCAGGACAGACAUGGGCCACUACCUCUGCAUCGCUAACAAUUCCGUUCCUCCCUCUGUCAGCAAAAGGAUGGUGCUCAACGUUAGAUACCGCGAGCCAGCCGUGUAUGUGAGUCACCAGAUGAUCGGCGUGUACCGUGGUGAUGACGUAGCCAUCAACUGUACCGUGACGGCGUACCCUAGACCAGUAGUCUUCUGGCAGGAUAACCUGGGCAAGAUGAUCAUAUCAGGUGGUCGGUACCAGGUGAUAGAGAACCAGGUGGGUGAGAGUCCGCCCAAGCUGCAGACGACGCUCAUCAUCCGGGGGUUGAGAGUGGAGGACAUAACGACGUACCGCUGUAACGCCUCCAUCGACAACGACAAGAUGAGAGAGAAGAGCCUAGCUGUCCAGCUCAACGAAAUCUCUCGGCCCUCCACGGAGUCUUCCCCAGGACAGGACGAGUACUUUAAAGUGGCCCGACACCCGAAGAACCUGCAGAAGUCGCUGGCGAAGCAGAACCGCAUCAACGACAUCAAUGAGCGCUACGAGAAACCAACUAACUUCGUGCCUGGCAACCUGCAAGAUAUUUUCAUCCAUUCGAAUCUGGGUCGGUCAAAUUACGACAACACCAGCAACUCCCCCUGCAGCCUCCACUUGCACACCAGCCUCAGAUUAAUCUUCAAUGUGAUUGGUGUUUGGGCUUUCCAGUUAGCUGUUUAUGGACGCACAUGAUUGGGCGGUAUUUUGAGUGUUCUUUGAAAAAUUCACUUACAAUGCUCUCUCACGUUAUAUUGAGUUUAAUGAAGAGUGAAGACUGGUGUAGUGACGAGAGUGUUUAAGUAGGUGGUGACGGUGGUAGUGGUGAAGCUAAUAUCAUUGGUGGAAAAGGUGGUGUAAUUGUGGUAACAAGGAGUCGGCGAUUGUGAAGUAGGUAAUGGUGUGUAGUAGUGGAUUUAAUAGUGGUGGUGGUAAGUAUGAUAUAUAGUCAUAAAGCCACCAGCAUUAAUGAUGGAGAGAGUACCAUCACAGUUGUACAGAAGUGGUCAUCAUCCUGUUAGAAGGGGGAUGAGGGGAGAAGAAGGAUUGUGAAAGUGAAAGACCAAUGGCAUCAUAGGGUUAUUCAAAGCUCGAUACUGCACAUUCCUCGAAAGCUCACUCUCAUGCACUCAAACCACGCGCUCACUCACUCAUACAAACACACAUCACUAAUGAAUAUAAGCCUCCCCCAUCCCCAUCACUUUUCUUCCUAUUUCCUUUUUCCAGGCCAUACACCCUUUUCUUUCUUUUCCUCCUAGCCAUCCGUCUAUUGCUGUUCCAUUUCACGUCUUUCCGCUUAUCUCACUACCUAUCCCACACCACUCCAACUUACCACAACUUAACUAUUCCACUUCUCAUACACAAACGGGAAAGUAAUAACCUCCACCCUCAAAAGAUGGGCUCACUCAAACCAUCUCCCACAGGAAUAGAACCACCUCCAUACCAUAACACCCACACAAUACCCACACAACACCCCCACAACACCCCCACACCCACACUCCUCCACAACAGCAACGCACACCACAACACCCCACAACACCCCCACAACACCCCCACAAC